GUUCAUUCAGUUCAGUUGUGAGAACAUCGUCAAUUUGAUUGAUUUUUUUUAUUUUGGUUUUCGCGGCUUGUGUUGUUUUGUGGAAACAAAUGACGUUUAAACGAAAAAUUGGAUCGUAAAAUAAAUAAAUAAAAUUUUCGGUUCUUUGCAAGACCGUCUGUAAUUCCGAUAAUUUUUCAAAUGAUUUAACCACUUCGGUGUGCGAAAAUAAUAAAAGUGUGAAAAGUGCAGUUUUUUUUGUUCUUGUUGGGUUGUUCAUCGUGUAGAUGUCACUUGAAUAAACUAUAAUAUUCUUGCGGUACACACGCACAUAUUGUGAGGCUGGAAAUGCAAAAUAUGUUAUCGAAUUGAAAAAGCAAUAUAAUUUUCUACUUAUAAAUGAUGACGGACUUUAUGUGCAAUUUAUUGGUGUUUUAGGAAAACAAUCGGAUAGUUUGCCAUCAGAACCGUAAUACAGUUGACCAUGGCAGAUGAUAUCAACCGAUCCAAUUGGUCUGACCAUUCAAUUGAGGCCAAUAACUCGAGUCGACGCACGCCGACUAAUAGUCACCAACAACACCAUCAGAUAUUUGGACCUAAGACAAUAAUAGUUCAUCGUAAAGAUGGUCAUGGUUUUGGCUUCACCCUGCGUCACUUCAUUGUUUAUCCACCGGAUUCAUGCACGAAAUCAUCUAAUUCAGAGCAAACAAACACUGGCGGUGCACUUAACUUAACCCAGCCUAUGGACACAGUGUUUGUGAAAGAAGUUCGUCCAUACGGUCCGGCACAUUUCGCUGGUUUACAAACAGGAGAUCGGCUAUUGUCGGUAAACGGGAUGCCAGUGGCUGGAACACCGUACAAUCGAGUUGUGGCUACUAUACAACAGGCACCGAGCAGCUUAACUUUAAGUGUUGUACCCAAAGAAUGUGAUAUCUUACAAACUUUUUUUAGCGAAACUGCACACAAUCCUGAAACGAAUCAGCGACCAAGACAACCGUGUGCACUAACAGGAACAGCAAACACACCGAAAGAAGGCGAUACGGCUGGUAAAUUUGCCGUUGAUGGUGUUCCCGAAAAGCAUGUGAUAAAGCCGAGCAAAACAUUAGCAGUGCAAUUUCAACGUGAUAUAUCGAAUUCUAGAACUAAGGAUAGUGUUCGCAAUAAUAAUUCUGCAAAUAGUGAUAUGAUAUACUCUGACCCAUAUACACACUAUCGCAGUCGUGCUGAACCUCAAGCGGCAUCCGACAUUCAUCGGCGCGGCGAGGAAAUUCUGCAGAUUCAUCAUGGACAUGCCAGUAGUAUAGGCAAUGGUCAAGUGCGUCUUCAGGCCAACUACAAUCCCAUUCAGAAUAACAUUUAUGCCAACCAGAGACGUGACGUUGCACCAAUACUGGCAUUCGAUCCGCAUUUGUCUCGAUUGAUUUCAUCGUCGUUGGACCGGCGAGAAUCAUCAGCAUCGGCCACAUCUUCGGUAGGAUCGUCGUAUGAAUCGGGUUCGACACUGACUAGCGAUUUGGGUGAUAAUGCAAUUAUGACACGUCUGCGGAAAAGUGUUGAACAGAAAGAAGAAUUUCUGAGAGGAACGCCGGUGACACAGUCACAAGUGCAUGGUGUCAAUAGUGAUGUCGCGAAUAUACGUCAUCGCGAAUUUUAUGCACGUCCAAAACGGCUACAGAAAACCGUUUGGCCACCGCAAGAAUUCGAUUCGAACAACAGUAGCAAACGGUCGUCCACCAAUGAUUCCAUUAUAAACAACGAAAACAGUGGCGAUUCAAUGACCAGUAGCAAAACAUUGAGCGAACACAGUGAUAAUAGCAUUGCAAUCCAAAGAAACACUGACAUAAUGCCAUUACAAGUUAAGUCGACAAACACCCUUCCACCGCAUCGGCUGGCUAAUAAUCUCGCACGCGAACAAUUUUACAAUGGCAUUCACGGUGAUCAUGGCAUUCCCUCGCAGUCACUACAGCAACAACAUCAACAAUAUUUGCAACAGAGAGCUUUGGAUGCUGAAGGAAAUUGCCGAAUGCUGUCCCCACCACCAGGAAUACACAUAGUUUCUGAACGUACGAAACAAUUUGAGUCUGGUCGUCCGUUGUCACCAGAUGGCAGUUCAGUGGAUCGAACGUCGCUCUAUCGAAGUGAAUUGAGCCGCUUAAGCACAAAACGUGUCGUACCGAAUGUUGCAUUGCGUCGCAAAGAGUUUGAACUGAAAGCCAACGAAAGCAUUGAAUGGCGAAGACUAUCUUCAGGUUUUCAACGAAUACCGCUUCUUAAUAUUUUUACACGAGCAAAAGCUAUAAAAAAAGAUGAAAAUGAUCGAUCCGAGAGUACAGACCGAGGUGAAUUGUUUCUACAAGAUCGUAGCGAUCGUACACGAUCACUAUCAGCCGAUUCGACGCGUAAUGAAUCCGACAAAUUUAAUAUUUACUAUGAGCCGCAGGAUUUCCGUCGAAAGAUGCGACCACAAACGAACUCAGUACAGCAAAUUGGAGCUUUAUCAUCCAAUCAACACGACUAUCACUCGAUCGACGUAAAUUUCAAUCACACCCAACCACCGACAUCAAACAAGCAUUUGUCCGACGAUUCCGAUAUGAUGGCAAUGAAAAUAAUUCAUCGAAAUCAGACUAUUCUAACGGGCAGUGCGUCCGAUUGCGACGACAAUCCAUUUGAUUUUGGUGAAUGUGAUGUGGAAAGCGACGAUUUGGAUAAAAAUGAAAACAAAUGUGGUGAUGAUAUUGAAAUGAAAACGGUUGAUUCGAAACAGCAACAUCAGCGUUUCUCGAUGGCUGUGCGACCGACCACAUUGAUUAUACCAGAUCAAAAUGUUAUAAUGCGUCGUCAUAAAUCGGUUGCAGAAGACGAAGAUCGACCAGUGCGACGCGUAUCCUAUUUGCGUGCAACAGCCAAUGAAAAUGCGCUGACUAUCGACAGUGAUGUGGACAAUAGUCCGAUGUCUGCACCACCUGGUACACCCGACGAUCUACAGAUUACACAAAUAUUGCGAAGUGCUUAUCGUCCAUGGCGUCGACCAAAAUUAACAUCUGACAUUCAACCAUUGCGAAAAAUAUUCGAAGAAACACCCAAAGAUAUUAAUUUACCACCGACACCGACCCAACUAUUUCCGGAUGUACCAGCCGUUUUGUUGCCAAUGUUGAAUAAGUCUGCAAGUACUAUCAGCAAAGCGAAAGCAUUAUCAUAUCUACGUGAAACGCCAGCCGAUCCGAUAAUACAUCCCGUGAUUUUGGAAGGUGAACUACAUCUGAAAAUCACCUACAUUGACAGCAAACGUUCGCCGGAUCGAUCGUGGCGCACAGUGACUGCAGAAAUCCGGGGUACAAAACUUAAAAUGACGAUUCAUCGGGAAGGAAAGUCGAAUCAAAGCCCCGAACCAUCCGGCAUCAUCGACUUACGCUCAUUCCAUGUAACUGAAGGAAACUAUACGAAACGGAAACAUGUUUUCAAAUUAACGUCGGCGCCCAUACCAUCAUCACCAUUGCAGUCACCAUCAUCAGCCAUGGUCGCUGGAACUGAAUUGCUCAUACAGGCUGAUAGUCAUCAAGACAUGAAAUUGUGGAUGGAAUCGUUGCGCAAAGCAUCUUGUGCGGAUUCGUCCAAAAGUUUGGAAUAUCUAUCAGAACUGGGCUCACAGACAGCUGAACCUCAACGCAUUGCUGCGACAACCACAAUUCAAACUCAACCACCUGCCGAAGAUCAACAACAAUCAAAUUCAACCGUUCGAAAAUACCUUGGCUCCCGAUCACCAUCCGGCCAAUCGCCAGUUACAAAAAGUCGCAAAACACCGCAAAAUGUCAAUGUGUCUGCAUCGACAAAAGAAUCGUCGGAUCGUGAGAUCGGCUCACCGAAAUCGAGAACAUGGAAAGGGUUGGUGGCUCGACAGUUCCGCAAAAUUCAGGGACAACCAAGUUCACCGAAUUCCAAUUAUGUUGUACUGCCUGAAGGUGCUUCGAUUGGUGUUCCACUAGCACAGUGUCCAAUGUCUGAUGACAACGAAUUUGUACCACUGUUGGUCGCCCGCUGCACACACAUUGUAGAAACGAAAGGUCUGAGUAUAGUGGGAAUUUAUAGAAUACCUGGCAAUACGGCUGCAAUAUCGGCGCUAACCGAACAGGUGAAUCGUGGCUUCGACGAUCAAACAUUAAACGAUCCAAAAUGGGAUGAUGUUAAUGUCGUUUCGAGUCUGUUGAAACUAUUUAUUCGAAGUUUACCCGACGCUCUCCUACCGAACGACAUGUAUGGUCAUUUCAUUGAAGUAGAUAAAGAAACCGGACAAGAGCGAUUAAUUGAACUAAAAUCUCUAUUGGAACGUUUACCGUCAUACUCGUACGAGACCCUGAAGCAUUUAAUGAGACAUUUAAGCCGAAUUAGUCGGAAUUGUCAUCUGAAUUUAAUGGAACCGAAAAAUCUAGCAAUUAUUUUCGGGCCAUCCGUUGUGCGAACGUCGAAUGAGACACUGGAAACGGUGGUCAAAGACAUGAAGCAUCAAUGCCGCAUCGUCGAGGCGCUAGUUUCUCACUACGAUUUCUUCUUUGAAAGCGCACCAACUCCAUCACUCGCUGAAGCACCAGAAUAUGCAUCAGUUAGUCCACCAGAACUACAAACGAAUAUGUUGUUGGACAAUGUUUCGAAAAUUGAGACUCUCAAAGAUCGAGACAGCGCACGGUUUGUGACAAAAUUCGUUCAAGCGGCUACAAAUCGCAAGACGAGAAAACCGUCACAUCGAAAAUUUACAUUAUCGACGCCAGACACACUGUCGCUGGACAGUAGUACGUCAGCUGAAUCGAAAGAUCAAAAAACGACUUUUACAUCCGAAAAAUCAUCACAUCAAAUUAGGCGAUCGUCCGCUAAUGACGAUGCUAUAAAAAGUCGACUCUCCGAGGAUGAAUCGAACGAUAGUGCGUUUGCUGAUAAUGGAUCAAUGUCUCUGACAACGGUUACUUUAGCGCUCGACGAUAAGUUGCGAUCACUACGAAAUUCAUCAUUUGAUUCCGACAAAGAUUUGGAUCUUGAUACCAGCAUCGAUAGCACAAUUAAUCAUCAACCAUUAACUUUAGGCGAAAAUAUUCCAUUUGCCGACGAAUCACCGGAACGUCCGCUGAUCCAGUCGCGUUCCAAACCUGUACGCGUAUCCACGUAUAGCAUACCUACAUCCCGGUACACAACUCGUCUUUAUUCACAUGGCUCCACAUCACCGAACUCACCGCAAGAUGCAUUAUCAUCGUCCCAAAGCCACAGUAGCGAAGAAAAUGUGAAAGGUUGCACCACAUCCGACGAUACGGACGCGUCGACCACCAGCAAUCCGAUGGAAGCAUUCCCAUCGUCGGUGCGCAUCGAUCGGGAUAUGAUACGCGAAAUGAAUCGCAUUCUAACGACACUGGAACGGAAAGCAACCAAAUUGAAUCGUUCACUGUCGCUGAACUACAAGAAUCACAAGGGCGAAUGCUGCUGCAACAUGAACAAUCUGAAUAACAGUUACCGAUCGGGCAGCAAUCGUCUGCCAUUGACCAAGGACGAGAAGACCGACAAGAAUAUCAACAAAAAGCGUCAGAUCCAAGAUGGCAAAAGUCGCCGGUACACGAAUCGAUCGAUCAAACGGCGGCAUACGGUCGGCGGUACGCAUGAUUACGAUGUGAACAAAAGCGGUCAGAAUGUGCGAUGUCGGCAGGGUCAUCAAAUGGGUGCCGAUCACGGACAACGGACCAGUUCACCCGAUUUGGUUAAAGACAAUCACAUUGAUAAGGUUAUUUGUGUGAAUGAAAGUUAAUAUGAGAAUCCGAUGUGCGCAUGUUGGACUUCACCUCCAAAAUUCAGGCUGAGGUUCCGAAGUUUCGAAAAAAGAAUUUCGUCUUUUUUUUCCUCUCAAGAUUUUUUGUUCCGUAAAUCAUAAAACAAAAGUCGCUUUUUCAUGUGAUAUUUGGUGGAUAAAUUUUCAGUUUCUCUUUCUGUGUAAAACGAAAUUCCUUUUUUUAGUUGUAAAUUCUCUCUGCACGGUGUUAUACUCUUUUGAAAUGUUUGCCGUCACGAAAGAGAAAAUUUUCCUUUUUGUUUGUGUGUACAUACAAAUAGGUUCGAGUGUUGAUGUUUCGUUUUAUUUUUCUUCUCAUACCGGAAUUCUUCGAUAAGAAUUGAGCGUUAAAAUUAACCGUAUAAAUAACCCAAGUGGAAUUGUAAAAUGUGUUGUUUUGACCAUAGGAAAAGUAUAAAAGUUUUGCGCUGCGAUUCGGUUGGUUAUCCGGAAUUUGCAGUUUAUAAAAAAAAAUGAAGAAAAAAGAAUUAAUUCACAAAUUACGCGUAAAUGACAAUGAAAAUUAAUUUUAUUGGACUUUGUGGUAGUGUAUAGCGUAUGUUAUAUUUAUAGGCAUUCAUUAUGCAGAAAUAAUAAAUUUAAAUAGAAAGAAAAUAAGAAAAAAAAGAAAAAUUCUAAAAUUCUUUUUUGUAAAUAUUUUAUCCGAAAUGAUCCAUCAUACCACUAUGCAAAAGAAGAAAUUAAUGGAAGAACAAAACGAGCAAUAAAAGAGCACUGGUUUCGAUCACAAUGUUAUUAUGAUUGACUUGAAUGUUAGACAAAUUGCAAAGAUAAAUUUUGAUUAACUGAAAAUGUCAACGGAUCAAUAGUUACUCUUACAACCGAUUCAGUUUCCAACCGUCAACAGAAAAUGUGACUUCUAUCGAUCACAGUUCACGACAGACGAUCUAUCCUUGCAAUUUGUUUAGCGUCAUUUCCAUAAAAAUUGGGAUCGAAUGGAUUGGACCCACUGGCGACUAGCUGGAUUUAGGCUUUGCGUAAAAUUGACCAAAGUCGGGAAGAAUUUCUAUAUUUUGAAAUUUAAAAUUGAUUAGAAUGUUAAGAUUGAUUUGUUUAAGACACACACACCACAAUUGGUAGAUUACGAUUUUGACUUAUGUUUGAUGAGUUUGAAAAGAGUUGAAAAUUUAUAAGUCCAACGACUUUACGUUUACAAGUAAGACCAGCUCUGAGUCGUUCGUAUCGCCCUAUUAUACGGGUGAUAGAUGAAUAGAAAAUUGUUUGAAACUAGAGACAGCUAAACUCACUACGUCUGCUAGGAAUUAUUGUUUUGAGGUGACCUAUUCUACCGUAUAAUACAUAAAAGUAAGGCCUUUCCUAGAGGCGAAUUUAUGAGAUAAUUUCAUAUGUUGUCUUUCACUAUUUCGCCUCUCUAAAGUUUUUAUGUGUUGUACGGUAGUAUUGCUCAUACAAUGCACAAUUUCGACAUUGUCCAGCAUACAUUUGUUCCACAAUCAAUUUCUGUCGAAUGAAUUCGUAAGCUGAUUUGUGGUAGAACCUGGUAAUUGUUGAAUUCGAAUUCCAAUUCUGGUUAUAAUUCAUUAGGCCGGAGAAAGAACAACCAGUUUGAACAGCCAGUAAAUCAGUGGUAAGUAAUUCAAAUACGUUGUUUUUACUUGGUAGUUUAAAAAAGUCCCAGCGUACAUACUCGAUCUCAUGAUCUUAGAUGCUGGAAGACUUCUUCCUUACCGGAAAAUUUUUACCUGAUUUCCGUAGAAGAAACUUGCAUAAUUACGGUCAGAAAAGCAGGCCCGGACUGGCUGUACUGGGCGAUAGGGCGAUGCCCGAUGCGUCUUUUGCUUUUUGACGCUCCUCAGACCAAAAAAGUUUAUUUAGGCGCCUCUGACCUUUUUCAGCCAAUUCGCCCGAUGCGCCUUUUGGUAGCCAAGUCCGGCUCUGCAGAAAAGUGGAAAGUUCCGAGUGCCGCAAUUAAUCUGAGAAACCUUAUAUUAGAGCUAAUACUCUUCACAAAUAGUUCGAAAGUUUCAAGUUCCAUAUCUGAUAAAAAAUAUUUUCUCCCGACUAAUUCAACGUAAACCCACCACGACUUAUAAUUUGAAGAUUUUUUUCUUUGUAAUUCGACGCGCAAUUCGUAGGUCAAAAUCACAAUCUGCUCCAUAUGAUUAAACGAGACGUUGAUUGUACAUAUUAUUUAUGGUUUAUUUGUUUUAAAUUCUAAGCAAAAUGGUUUAAAAUAAGUGUCGCUGCAAGAAAUAAAGCAAAAUUAUUAUUAUUAUUCGUAUAAGAGAAAAUGCUGUGUUUUUUAUCCUAAAAUUUGAAGUAAAAGAAGAACGAAAAAAAUUUGAAAUAAAAAUGGAAAGAAAAUUGAUUAGUAUAAAGUGACCCCCAAUCCCAUUUUUGUUUUGUGUAAAUAAAUGUUUGUCUGUCACAGAGCUCAGAGAUUACCAGCUAAUAAUCUAAUUAUUUUUUAGAAUUUUUAAGCGUUUUUUUUGUCUUUUUGUUUAAAUUCAGUAUUAUAAACUGCUGAACGGACACAUCACUUUCUUAAAAGUAAAGAA
Messenger RNA from Bradysia coprophila, 8322 nucleotides. It is a transcript of the gene RhoGAP19D, whose product is annotated as Rho GTPase activating protein at 19D. The record is from RefSeq and is a predicted model, not a curated record. Gene Ontology annotation, biological process: signal transduction. Gene Ontology annotation, molecular function: protein binding. Lineage: Eukaryota; Metazoa; Arthropoda; Insecta; Diptera; Sciaridae.